UAUAUGUGAAAUGAAUGGCAAAAAUAUGAUUAAUGAAGGAUCGACCAAUUACUAAUAAAAUACAUUGUGUUGUACAGACCUACGCAGCAUGCUGUAUCAGCGCACUGCAUUAUUGAAACGGCUGAAGAAAUGCAUAUGUAGCCUAGUUUAGACUAUGCACUUGUUUUGUGUACAGAUACGACGGCGAGGUUGGGGCAACCUGACACACUUGAGCAUUAAUAGCCAUGUUUACCUGUACUAGUUGACUGCCAAGGUUGAACUCAUUCAUGUGUGAAAAAUGUUGUCGAGGCAUCUGUAAACGGCUGAAGAAAUGCAUAUGUAGCCUAGUUUAGACUAUGCACUUGUUUUGUGUACAGAUGUGACGGCGAGGUUAGGGAAACCUGACACACAUGAGCAUUCAUAGCCAUGAUUACCUGACCUAGUUGACUGCCAAGGUUGAACUAAUUUAUUCAUAUAUAUUUGUUGAGCACGAAACCAUGAAGUGUAGCCAGGACAUUUCCUUGAAACUAUGGGCGGCCAUGUUGCUUCAAUAUCUUAACAGUUUGUGACGGAUUACGGAUAGAACUAGCACUUUUUUGACAGCAGGGACGGCAAUGACGGAGCGCUACAGCUUCAACAGCGGAACAAAGAACACCCUCAAAUGGGAGGACUACGUUGUGUUUGGAGGUACACUUCUCAUCCCUGCCGGGAUUGGCCUCUACCAUGCGAUCAAAGACAGGAAGAAAAACAGCCCGUCAGAGUUUCUGGUUGGAAACCGUCAGAUGGGCACUAUCCCUGUAGCUUUGUCGGUGACGGUGUCCUUUAUGUCAGCGUUGACGUUGCUUGGGAUGCCUGCCGAAGUCUACAACUACGACACGAUGUUCUGGUGGCUUGCCCUCGGCAUGGUAAUGGCCGUGGCUGGAGCAGCGCAUCUCUUUCUGCCCUUCCUGUACAGGCUUGGGGUAACCAGCGUCUAUGAGUACCUCGAACUGAGAUUUGGGAAGCGAGUUCGGAUACUGGCAUCUCUUAACUGGCUUAUUCAAGUGCUGAUGUACAUGGCCUUUGUACUUUUUGCCCCAUCACUGGCGCUUUAUUCAGUAACUGGUCUGGACUUACGGCUGUCAAUCUCUUCUGUUGGAAUAAUAGUGACCUUCUACACAGCUCUGGGAGGGAUGAAGACAGUGUUAUGGACGGACAGUCUACAGACAAUCAUCAUAGUUCUUGGGCUCAUCUCUCUGCUGGUUCAGGGAUCCCUGGCGGUGGGAGGAUUCUCUAAGGCCUGGGAAAUUGCAAGGGAGAGGACCCGCCUACGAUUCUUUGAUUUCAACCCCAGCCCGGGGGUGCGGCAUUCGGUGUGGUCUUUGGUUGUGGGUGGAGGAAUCAUGUGGAUGUCCUAUCUAGGGGUUAACCAAGUGCAGAUACAGAGACUCAUGUCCUGUCCUACCCUCAGAAAGGCGAAAACGGCGCUGUGGUUGAGUUCUGUAGGCCUUGUAGUCAUUGUGACUUUGUGCAUACUGAUAGGGGUGCUCAUACACGCAUUCUACAAGGACUGUGACCCAUUAAAGUUCAAUGACCUCAUAUCUAGUUCAGAUCAGUUACUUCCACUGUUUGCAAUGGACAUAUUCGCAACAACCCCUGCUCUACCAGGCAUUUUUCUAGCAUGCAUUUUCAGCGGGAGUUUAAGCACGCUGUCGUCGGGUCUAAACGCCGUUGCUGCAGUCAUGUUGGAGGACUACAUCCGGCCCUACUGCUGCAUCACCAUCACCGACUUCCGGGCCACUGUCCUCUCGAAAUGUCUUGUGAUCAUUUUUGGAGCCUUGAGUCUGGCUUUGGCGUACGUUGUUUCAUCUUUGGGAAAUAUUCUUCAGAUUUGUUACGCAGUAAUGAGCAUUUUAGACGGUCCUCUGUUUGGCCUUUUUGUCCUUGGGAUGUUUUGCCCUUGCGCAAAUUCUGUUGGUGCUACCGCUGGCUAUUUCACGUCUUUAAUAUUUAUGUUAUGGAUUGGUAUCGGUGCGUACCUCAAUGGUGUAUCAACGCAAGUAUCCAGUACGUUUGUCAACGGAUGCAACUGGGACAUAAUUGGUGCCAAUGAUACAGGACUGCACACUGCUCACAACUUCACCAACGAUGAUGGUCGUGCUGACGAAGAAGUAGCAGCAAAGGGCUACUUAUCAAUUUAUGAUUUGUCAUACAUCUACUACUCUGCCACGGGUAUGAUUGUCGUGGUCUUCGUUGGGAUCGUUGUGAGUCUCCUUUCACGACGGUUUUCUCCCGAAACUCCUGCAUCUUCCCAGUACAGCCGAUCAAUUCUGGACGAACUAUGCCAAUGUCUGCCUGAGAAGGUUCUGAAGGUGUUUCGAUGCAAUAAACAACCAGAACAGCAGUACCAGUCGACGAAUGAAGAGAUCCCAUUUGACGUUACAGCCACAGAUAUCUAGCCAUGCUGCUGUGUAAUAUGGUAUCAAAUAUCUUUGGUUCUCAUUUCUUGGUUCGAGGACAAUCUUGAUAAAAAAAAGCAUAGCAUAAUGUGCAGAAUGGGUAAACAUCAUACAUGAGCGAUCGAUUAAGGAUUACAGGAUCCAGUCGUUACAGAAAUGGUUGUACUAAUGAUUAGAUAUGGCGAGAGUAUUCAAUAGAUUGGCAGGAUGAGUACGACCAGCGUAUGUCUAUGUAUCAUUGUCAAGGAUGUGUAAUUUGAGCUGGUAGUGUUUUGUCGCCUUUGAUUAACUGAUUUGAGAAUAUGCAUUUUGUUUUCACACAAAGAGUUGUCUAAUGUAUAAGAUAAUAGAAAAGUCGCAUCACAUGUUAUAUAAUGAAUCGAUACAAUUGGAGUGGGUUAGAGGUGAACAUUCUUGUCUGGUUGGUUUGAGUGAGUGAGUUUGGUUUUACGCCGCUUUUAGCAAUAUUCCAGCAAUAUCACGGCGGGGGACACCAGAAAUGGGCUUCACACAUUGUACCCAUGUCGGGAUUCGAACCCUGGUCUUCGGCGUGACGAGCGAACGCUUUAGCCACUAGGCUACCCGACCGCCCCUUCCGGUUGGUUUGAGCAGAUGUAGCGAGCUGGUGUUCGUGGUCAUUGAUCAUGAAGAGCCCCCAAAAGAUGAUGCAGGCGACGAAGCUUCGAUGUCGCCAGGGGUUUACGUACAGGAUUGGUGGGGAUGAUACAAAAAUUUAUUGGAAAGAAGCUGCUGAUGUUUCUCUUAAUAGAUUUAAACUUCCAAAAGAAAUUAAUAUACAUAAACAAUAACGAAACUCGGUUAGCAACUGUGAACAUAACUGCUAUUAUAGAUACACACUUUGGAAUUUUCUGAUAGGGUCUGACUGUCUGUAUGUAGUUUAUCUGUGGUAUGAUGGUUCACCACCCUUUUUAUAUAGUAUAACAUUGUAUACUUUUACCAUAGGACAUAAUCAUCAGAUUGUGUGUUUAUUUAUUUGUUUGUUUGUUAUUUAACAUCGCACUCCAGCUAUAUGACGGUCCACGUCAUUGGUAACCUCUUACGACAAGCAUAGUCGCCUUUUAUGGCAAGAGUGUUGAGUAAAGUAACUCAGGUGUAAAUAGGUCUCAACCGACUUAAUUUGCUGUCCAUGCAUCUUGUCAAUAUCUUGUCAAAGUGUUGUUUUAGCUACUCUCAUUGUAUUACUGUCAUACAGUUGCUUUGCUAAUCAGCUUUUGAAUUUGCUCUGAAUCAAUUAAUCAGUGAUCAUUGUCAGUGUAAAUUUGGUUUUUGAUCUUUUAUGUUGUCGUUUAUGGAUAUAAUUAGCUGCAAGUAAUUAUAAUAAACUUGUGAACCUAU
This is a messenger RNA of Haliotis rufescens (red abalone), 3773 nucleotides long. Its product is annotated as sodium-coupled monocarboxylate transporter 1-like. The record is from RefSeq and is a predicted model, not a curated record. Gene Ontology annotation, cellular component: membrane. Bases 594 to 2417 code for a protein of 607 amino acids. NCBI's taxonomy places the organism in Eukaryota, Metazoa, Mollusca, Gastropoda, Lepetellida, Haliotidae. Gene Ontology annotation, molecular function: symporter activity. Gene Ontology annotation, biological process: sodium ion transport; transmembrane transport. The transcript is spliced from 16 exons.